Messenger RNA from Phycomyces blakesleeanus NRRL 1555(-), 1863 nucleotides. RefSeq lists its product as hypothetical. The transcript has 8 exons. The coding region runs from base 1 to 1863 and encodes 620 amino acids. The record is from RefSeq and is a predicted model, not a curated record. NCBI's taxonomy places the organism in Eukaryota, Fungi, Mucoromycota, Mucoromycetes, Mucorales, Phycomycetaceae.
AUGUCUUCUUUGUUGGGUCAGGACCGCCUAUUAAGUCCAAAUAUAGAAGGAUUGGACUUGCAUGUCAAACACAUACCUGUCAAACGAUAUGUAUUCGUUACAAUCAUGGCAGGAGCAUUGUUUAUAGUGUUCAUGCUUAUAUACCCAUGUACACUGAUACUAAUACACCUUGAAGUUCAUCGAUUUCCUACUAGUAUAAAUACACAGAACACGUCCUUAUCCUUUGAAGACUGGAGCAAAAAAAGCAUACAGUGUGGAUUCUCAGAACAGAUACCUAUACCAGAAAGUGAAGAGGGAUCAUAUACUCCACCUCCUCCAGAUGCUACUCUAUACUCUGCACUAAAGUAUGUUUCUCAAGAAGACCAGCUUUCUUUUUGUUCUCAGGUGAACUCUCACAAGGGGUUUGUAGACGGCAAACUAGAUGAUGUGAAAGAAGAUAGCUGUGGUACUUGGAUGGCAAGAUAUACAGCAUUACACGAAAAGAGACUUGAGCAACUUGAAAGGCUCAAGGCAGGUGAUUAUGAAAGUUUCAGUCAUGAAGACCGUCCACGGUAUGUUGGCUAUCUUUGCCAAGUAGACAAGAACAAUCCAAGACGCGGGUGCGGUGGUUUAGCAGACCGAAUGAGUGGUAGGAAUCUAAAACAGUAUUUAACCUUGAUAGGCAUGGUAUCCACAUUCUUUUACGCCUUACUUACGGACAGAGCUUAUUUGGCAUACUGGGAACCUACCAACCCGGUUCCCCUGGAGGAUUUGUUCGAAAAACCAUCAAUCGAUUGGAGUUAUAAUCCAAAUCAGCUCAAGGAAUUAUUCACAAAGGAAAAUCUAUUAUUGAGUUUUAGCGAGGUGGACAUGCUAAACUAUAACUGGAAAAGCAUCGGCAAUACUUUAUUUCCAAACGGACCUAGCCAAAACUUCCACCAGCUUUGGAACACUUCGUUUGUUUCCAUGAGAUCCAAUAGAGCCUACAUUAUCCGCACAUUUCAAAAGUCUUCUAUUUAUCCUGAAUGGCUCGCAAAAGUUGGACUUACCAAGGAAAAUGCCUUUAGAUGCAUGACUGACUAUCUCUUCCGCCCAACAAUUGGAUCAAGGCGGUUUAUCAAAGCUUACAAAAACUUGUUUGAUAUGGAAAGCGUUUUGAGUAUUGGGUUACAGAUUCGCACAGAUGACAGAGCAUUGGCGAACCCAGAAAGCGAUGACAAUACUUUGGAGCAAUGGGAUUAUUUUUUCAAGUGUGCAAACGACCUAAGAGAUGCCAAGAAACGAGAUCAUCAUAAAACAGUAGUUUACUUUCUUAUCACGGACUCUAUUAGCUUGCGCGAGCAGUUUAUUUCGAUGAACAACAACAAGAUACUGGCAAAACAAGUUCUGGGGGAUGGCUAUAAAUACACAUCUCUUGUCACUACAGGGCUUCCGAUUGAACAUAUGGAGCCUACUGUUGUUAUUCCAAAAUUUUCGGCUGAUGCAAAAUCCAAACUUCUUAAGGCCAAAGGACAUAUGUUAGCAGGAGUAAACAGUGCCGUAAUCGAAAACUGGUUGUUGAGUGCUACAAAUUAUCGGCUCAUCAGUCGAAAGGGGUACGGAAAAAUGGCUGCGUUUCACGCAAAAGAGGCGCGGACAACAAUUAACCUUCCAGAGAAAGACGCAUAUGAAAAAAUAUAUAUAUAUCUUCCUUAUCCAAAAUUUGCUCUAUACAAUAUUCUAUAUGAUAUGACUAAAUCUAAUAUGGUACAAGUAUACCAACACAUACACAUGGAGAAAAAUACUCUUUCGAGACUCAUCAAUCAAGGUCGCCCGGUUUCAACUCUUCUGUCUAAUGUAUUCUUUGAUUGUCUCUAUGUACAUUGUUUUAUUCUUAACGUUUAA